Molecule: messenger RNA, 1152 nt
Organism: Plasmopara halstedii
Lineage: Eukaryota; Oomycota; Peronosporomycetes; Peronosporales; Peronosporaceae
Exons: 3
Coding region: 1-1152 (383 amino acids)
Source: RefSeq, a predicted model, not a curated record
AUGGAAUCGCUGUACGCGCGCGAUACGCCCACAGCACACGAGCGCAAGCUUAAGCUUAUGGGACGUGACUGCGUCAUUGAAGACAAUCAGGUGAUGCUUAAACCAGACUCAGGACAGCAUUCCUCAGAUACUCUUGAAAAUAUAAUGGAGACAUCUACUGGUGCCAGUAUGCACGCAGAUGGUGAGAGUUUUGUUGAGUCUGCUGCGAAUUCAAUUAAUGAGACGUUUGGAUUAAACUAUUCUUCGUCGCCAAGAGAUCUCGAGGAUCGGUGGCAAACGCACAGAGUAGAUGGAAAAGAAGUGCCAAUAGAUAAAAAGACAGAGGAGAGACGUCUGGCGGAGCUCAGUAAAGAUUUGAUUCCAACAUCCGAGAUAUUGGAAAUGAAAAAGAAAAAUCUGGAAGUUCAGCAUGCAAUGCAACACGAACAAGGAUCAGUGGUCUCAAGCGCUAUCUCAGAAGUAACGCAACAGACUCGAAGAUCAGGAGUAGCUUCAGUACCUCGCAAGGCAAGACCGGCGAUCACGAUCAUUACCGGCUCAGGCUCUACAGGUCUUGGGGCUAAACGGCCACCUCCAACGCCCGUCUCGCCUCCGAUUUUUACUUGGAAUGAUAUUUUGCGGGUGCAAAACUUGAUCGAGAGAUGUCUUCAGCAGUACUUAAGCAAGAAUGAUAUUCUAGUUACGCUCAAAGAGCAGGCUAAUGUGGACCCAUCAUUCACAAAUGUCGUGUGGCAAAAGCUCGAGGAGCAAAACCCAGUGUUCUUUCGCGCCUACACUCUCCAACUUCAACUUAAGGAACAGAUCAUCGCUUUUAACUAUCUCGUUGGUCAACAGAAGGAGUUGAUAGCAAAUGGCGGGAAACGGCUCUUACAUUACAGCAACGCUAAUCAAACCUCAGCAACUAUAGCGUCGACAACUUGCUUAAUAGCGACGACACCGACGUUACCUCCGAUCAGUAUGGAUGCACGAACCUUUUUACGAACACCAAUGUGUUCUUCCAAGCGGUCGAAGCAAAACAUGUACUCGGUAGCCAGUCCUAUCGUAUGUCUACGGAGCACGUCCGCAGGCAUGACGACACUGACCCCACCAUCACCUUUGCCAUUGCCAUCGCCUAUCAAGACGGACUUGGACACACACGCCUUUUUUACUUAA